AGUUAGCUUUAGCCCUCUCUUCAAUUUUAGUGAAGAAUUUGAGUCUACUUACCCUUAUUGCUGCUUUCCCAUCUUGUUUGCCAUCUUGUAUCUUGUAUCCACUUUUUGUAAACUGCAAACAUUUUUGUUUUGGAACACUUUUGAACCAAACCAGUUCAUGAUCUUCAGCUUAUCACAAGUUUGGUUGUUUCCUAUCUUUUAUUUGCCUAAGACCAGUGUGGCUUAUCCUCACUUGAACCUUUACAAAAAUUCACUUUAAGGACAUCUGGCACCAGCUGGAUAAUUUACAGUUUUACAAAACCAUUUGGGUCAGAAAAUUAAUAGUUUGAGGGCCUUAACAAAAACGAUGGACCAUACCAGUAGUGACUUCAUCAACAACAUAAAAUUCACUGAUUUUUGUGAUGUCUGUGAUAAAGUGAGAUCCAAAAAGGAAAAGAAGAUAAAAUCUGAAAUCUUAAGGCGGUACAUACUGUAUUUGCGUACAAAUUCCAAGGGAGGUAAUUUAUACCAAAUAAUUAGGUUGAUGUUACCAUAUUAUGAUCGGGACAGAGGCUCUUAUGGAAUUAAAGAAGAUAAAUUAGGGCACAUUUAUGUCAAAGUUCUGGAUCUAGCAAAAACAGGAAAAGAUGCUGUAGCGUUAUUGGAAUACAGGCAUCCAAACAGAUUUAAAUUUAAUCAAGCUGUCACAGAUUAUGCUGAUAUCGUGUAUGGAGUUAUGAAAUCUAGAAGCACUACACCUUCCAAUUUAACAAUCGCUGAUGUCAACAAAGCUUUGGAUGCCAUUGCUAAAUCUUUUGCAGAGAAAUCUUCAGAAGCAAAAUUGGAUGUGUUUUUUGAUACGUUUAUUGGCAAAAUGUCAGCUAAGGAACAAAAAUGGAUAAUACGCAUUAUUUUAAAAAGUAUGCACUUUGGAGUUGGCCACAAACAAAUGUUAUAUUUUAUACAUCCAGAUGCCUUCAAGUUCAUAAGCACUAAUUUUAGUUUACAAAAGCUGUGUUCAACUUUGGGAGAUCCAAACGUUCGCUAUAACGAAUUUAACAUCAAUCUAUUUGAAGCUUUUCGUCCGAUGCUUUCUUCAAAAUGUAACAUUGAAACUAUCAAUUUUUCCGGAGACCAUUUCAUUGAAACUAAACUGGAUGGUGAAAGAUACCAAAUUCAUUACUCAGAUGGGGAAUUCAAAUUUUUUUCAAGGAAUGGAUUUGAAGCAUCGACAUACAUUUAUGGAUCGAAUGUUUCUACUGGAUACUUUGCCGCUUCUUUAAAAGAACAAUUCAGCCCGCAUUUCACCAGUUUUAUAUUAGACGGUGAAAUGAUGGCAUGGCACAAAGUUAAAAAAUGUCUUAUAACUCAAGGCAAUUUCAGGGAUGUUGGAAAAGUGAAAGUUGGUGGUGAUGUUCAGCCUUGUUUCUUUCCUUUUGACAUUGUGUACUGCAAUGGUAAAGUGAUAACAAAUAAACCUCUUUUUGAACGAGUUGCAUUAUUAAAGCAGGUCUUUACUCCCAAAGAAGGUGUUAUAAUGGAAUUAAACCGAAUAUCAGUCAAAUCCAAUGAUGAAAUACUUGAUGCACUAAAUAAAGCAAUUGAAAAGCGCGAAGAAGGAAUUAUUGUAAAGGAAGUCAAUUCAAUAUAUAAACCAAAUGAAAGAUUUAGUGGGGGCUGGUAUAAAAUUAAACCAGAGUACACACAAGGUGCUCUUAUGGAGUUAGAUGUUUUAAUUAUUGGAGGUAACUUUGGUUCUGGUCAACUAAAGGGGACUGUGAGUCGAUUUUUGGUAGGAUUGGCAGCUUCAAAGGACAGUGAUGGUACUCCCAAUGAAUUUCAUUCGUUAACUAUGGUAUCAUCUGGGCUCACAUUUGAUGAGCUUGAUGAAGUACGAAGUAAAUUGAAUACACAUUGGAUUGCGAAAAAGAAACCACCGACAAUGAUUCAGUUUGGGCACACAACUCCAGAUGUGCACAUAGAUCCAAAGAAUUCCAUUAUUUUACAGGUUAAAGCAUCUCAAAUUAUCAAAAGUAGUAAAUUUAAAUGUGGAUUUUCGCUAAGGUUUCCAAGAGUAGAAAAAGUGCGUUUUGACAAGAGUUGGAAAGACUGUUUAACAUCAGAAGAAUUUUAUACCAUAUACAAUGAAACUGCAGGAAUGCUCACAUCAGGCCCGCUGAGUUCAAAGAGUGAACAUAAAACACGGAAACGAAAAAAUCUACAUGUUUUACCACAUUUCCAAAAGCCAAAUUUAAGAGGAGUAGAUGUUAUAGCAAACCUAUUUCAAAAUAAAAGGAUAAGUGUUACAACUGGUACCAAACAACACUCGAAAGCUGAUAUGGAAAAGUUAAUUUUUAAACAUGGAGGAAAAAUAGCUGCAAUGCCUGAUUCAAAAACAUUUUGUAUUGUUGUCGGUGAUAAUAAUGUCAGAACGAAAAAUUUCAUCUCAUCUAAAAAACAUAUUGUGACCAAUCACAUGUGGGUUUUGGAUUGUAUUCAAAAGAAUAAAUUAUUGCCUUGGGAGCCUGUAUAUCUAUUGGGCAUGACGCAGCUGUGUGAAAGUGACAUAAUGGAAAGGUUUGACAUUUAUGGCGAUGGCUAUUGGAAAUGUGCGACGAAAAAAAGCUUAGAUUUUUCCCUCAAUUGUCCUCAGAUGAUAAAAAGUUUGAAGAAACCUGUGUCACCUGAAGAUUUGAAUGAAAUGUUAGACUUGUUAUUAGACGAUGCAAACUUUUAUUCUUGUUUCAAAAACUGCUGCGCUUUCUUUGCCGAAGAUCAGGAGCAUUAUGAAAUGGGACAGAAUAUGGCCAACUUAUCGUUGAAAGAAGAAAUGUGCUGCUUCAAAUUCCUAUCUGGUACAAUUUCACAGGAAGUUAAUAUUGAAACGGACUACAUCGUUGUACAUAAACGGUACAAAAUCAACAACACAAAAUUAUUCGAUCUAAAAAUUAGAGGCUCUUUCUCAACAGUGAUUGUCAGUAAUGAAUGGCUCCAAAAAAGCUGGGAAGAGAAAAAAUGGCUGGAUCAUUCCCCGUAUAUCAUUACAGACUGCGAAGAUAUGGAUGUUAACUGAAUUGUGAAUCAUCUGCUAAUAAAUUAUUACUAUUUCA
This is a messenger RNA of Cimex lectularius (bed bug), 3089 nucleotides long. RefSeq names its product DNA ligase 4 (gene DNAlig4). The record is from RefSeq and is a predicted model, not a curated record. The transcript has 17 exons. Gene Ontology annotation, cellular component: DNA-dependent protein kinase-DNA ligase 4 complex; DNA ligase IV complex. Bases 347 to 3052 code for a protein of 901 amino acids. Gene Ontology annotation, biological process: DNA biosynthetic process; DNA recombination; nucleotide-excision repair, DNA gap filling. Gene Ontology annotation, molecular function: ATP binding; DNA binding; DNA ligase (ATP) activity. Lineage: Eukaryota; Metazoa; Arthropoda; Insecta; Hemiptera; Cimicidae.